Molecule: messenger RNA, 2077 nt
Organism: Myotis brandtii (Brandt's bat)
Lineage: Eukaryota; Metazoa; Chordata; Mammalia; Chiroptera; Vespertilionidae
Exons: 15
Coding region: 543-2009 (488 amino acids)
Molecular function (GO): lipid binding
Source: RefSeq, a predicted model, not a curated record
AGCUCAGCCACUAUGGUGCCUCCCCCAGGACCCUUCCCUGUCCUCCUCCAGAUCCUGAAGCUUCCAUGGCUAAAAGGGAACACUACAUCUUUAAACAUCUCACAGUGUGGCCCGGCCACUUUAACAGGGGUUAGGUCCGUUGCUUGCUCAGGGCUUGGUGCAUAUUGUUGAAUGUAUUCCUCACAAUUAAUGUUUAAUCCCAAUUUUACAGAUGAGAGGUCAGAGGUACAGAGAGAUCAAGUAACUUGCUCAGGGUCACACAGUCUGGGAGUGGCAGAGCCCAGAUUUGAAGCCAGCCCACACAAGGAGGAAGGGCACUCCAGGCAAAGAGAACUAAAGGCACUAGUGUGAGGUGGUGGGGAGUGCAGGCUGUGUUCAUGGACCAGUGGAUCUGGAGCUAGAGGAGAAGCAAGGCGAGGAAAGCUGGAGAGAUAGUUCUAGAAGAGGCAGAGCUGGGAGACGCUAAGCAAUGGGUCCCUGGUAAGGACAUGGAGGUGACAUGGGGCUUCCCAGCUCUGUGUCCAUAGGUCCUGGCCCUGAGGAUGCUGCUGUUCUGGGGGUCACUGCUAUGCUGGGGGCUGCUGCCCCAAGCCCAAGGGGAGGCCCAGCACCUGCUCUUCCUACGGAUCAGCAAGGACCAGCUAGAAACAGAUAUUUCAGACUUGCUCUCGGAACACCACAUCCUGGGCCGCAUGGCCAGGAUACCUGUGACGGGCGCCACAAGUGAAGGUAUCGCCAUCCUGGACCACCUGCCCUUCGUAAGAAAAGGCCUCUCCAAGAAGAGCAGUGGGCUUGACCUGUCGCUGGUCGGGGACCUGCUCUCGGGGAAGAGCCUCCCACUGCUGGGGCAGCUGCUCCAGGCGGGCGGGUUGGUCAUAGAAGAUGCCAAAGGACCCGAGGUCACCCUGCAAGUCCUGAGCGACAGCCUGCUGCAGGUCACACUGCGAAGCAAACUGUACCUCUCGCUCCAGAGGAUCCUGCGGCUCAAAGUCAUCAAGAACAUCCGCAUCGGGGUACGGCUGGAACAGAUGGGGAACAAGACCAAGGUGGCCUUUGAGGAGUGCCAUACCCCACCAGGAUACCUGAGCAUCAAGGUUCUGGAGCAGAUGAACCCCCUCCUGGUGAAUGAAGCUCUGGAGAUGGUGACAGGUGUCCUGGACCAGGCAUUGCCCUUCCUCCUGCAAAAGAUAGUGUGCCCCGUGGCCACGACCCUGCUCAACUCGCUGCUAGAAGACCUGCUGCCCAUCAAUCUGUCCCCAGCCACCUCAGGCCCAGAAGACUUCCAGUACCAUGUCACCACCACGGAGUUCACCGAGGAGGCCAUCCUGAUGAAAGUCUUGCUCGUGACCCCCUGUGGCCCAGGCCAGAGGGCCCCAAGGUCUGACCACCUGGCCCCCCAGCCCCUCCCAAAAUUAGCCCAGGGCAGCAUGGCAGACCUGGCCUUUUGGGUGGAAGCCUACAAUGACAUCCUGUCCUGCCUCUACACCAGCAAGGAAGUCCGUGUGGACGCCCAGGACUCCACGGCUGCCGACCUCAUUCAGCUGUUGUCACUGAGAGAAUUGGAACCCAGGCCCGAGUCCCCAGGAAGAACGGGGCUGACCAUCAGCACCCCUGACCCUCCCACGGUCCGCCUCGAUGGUCACAGGGCCACCGUCAUCCAGCAGGGCUCCCUCGUGCUGCUGAGGCCCAAUAACACCUCCUCUGUCUCCGUUUCCUGGAAACUCCUUUCAAAGGCUAUGUUUUCCUCAAGAAAUCAGAAAUUAAAACUCCAGUUCACUCCAAACAGCACCAUGGUCACCCUGGGCACCUACCCUGCUGGCCUUGCAAAGCAGGAAGAACGUCUGAAGGCCGUCGUCUCGGAGCUUCUGAGGAGGAUGUUUUUGCCCCAUCACAACGAGCUGCUCAGUGAACAACACCUCCCGCUGCCCCGCAUCAAGGGCCUCUCCUUCAACAAGGCCCGAGUGGAGCUCUCUGAGGAUUACAUGCUGCUGACCAUUCCAGAGGAAUAGGUUCUUACCGAGGACCCCUCCAUCCAGCCACAAGUGCUCCAGACCCUUGAGACUCCAAGAAUGGCAAC